Candoia aspera is the source of this 3094-nucleotide messenger RNA. Its product is annotated as zinc finger protein 678-like. Gene Ontology annotation, molecular function: DNA-binding transcription factor activity, RNA polymerase II-specific; RNA polymerase II cis-regulatory region sequence-specific DNA binding. Gene Ontology annotation, biological process: regulation of DNA-templated transcription. The transcript is spliced from 5 exons. Bases 16 to 2481 code for a protein of 821 amino acids. The record is from RefSeq and is a predicted model, not a curated record. NCBI's taxonomy places the organism in Eukaryota, Metazoa, Chordata, Lepidosauria, Squamata, Candoiidae.
CAGGGCAGAGAAAGAAUGGUGGCACAGGAUUUGGCAGGUGAGGGAACAGGAAAAGGCCCUUCUGCCGCCCAGCCUGGGAGCUGUGGAGAGAUCUGGGGAAGAACUGAGCAGAAGGACCUGGAGGAGGAAACCAGCCGUUCAGAGAUCCAGCGCUGGCCCUUCAGGAAUGUCCACUACCAGGAGGCCAAGGGCCCCCGAGAGAUUUGCAGCCACCUCCAUCAGCUGUGCCUUCAAUGGCUUCAGCCAGAAAGGCACACAAAGAUGCAGAUGCUGGACCUGGUGACCCUCGAGCUGUUCUUGGCCAUCCUGCCUAUGGAAGUGGAGCGCUGGGUGCGGGAGUGCGGAGCGGAGACCAGCUGCCAGGCGGUGGCCCUGGCUGAGGGCUUCCUCCUGAGCCAGGCGGAGGAGCAGAAGGAGCGGCAGUCCUUCUUGAUGGCAAUCGCUCAGUGUCCCGAGGGAAGGAGGGAUCUGGCUAAGGACGAGCCAGAUCAGGACACCUCAGCAGGGGAUAGGACAACGUGGUUGGCCUUUGUGGGACCAUCUCUGUUUUCUGAUGGAGCUGAACGAGCUGCUGAACCCUCAGCUCAGGGUGUUGUGUCCUUCGAGGAGGUGGCAGUGUGUUUCUCCAAGGAGGAGUGGUCUUGGUUGGACACCGACCAAAAAGCCCUGCAUACGGAAGUCAUGCUGGAGAAUGCUGGGAACGUGGCCUUUCUGGGAGCCAGUGGGCAGGAACAGGAGAAGGGCAAGAAACCAGUCCAGACAGUCACUCUGAAAGUGGUAAAAGAGGUACUUGCCAAUGAAAUGGAACCAAAAAAGAAUGAAAGAAAUCCAUUCCGAAAUGGGAAAAAGGCAAGCUACCCUUUCCAGGGCACUCAAGUUCAAGACUUACUUGCCCAACAAGAUCCCAGAGGAAAACUACUGGGAACAAAUUUAAUGAAAAGUGGGAAAAUAUUUGAAGAUACAUUGGAUUUCAAUGAAUGCUGCAGAGCUCACUCUAAAGAACAGCAGCCUGAACACAAUACGAUUUUUAGUUUUUCUUUACACGAAAGACUUGACUUGGAAGAAAAACAAUAUAAAUGCAUGGAAUGUGGAAGAAGCUUCAGGUGGAGACCUGCUUUUACGUCACAUAAAAGGAUCCACACGGGGGAGAAACCGUAUAAAUGUGUGCACUGUGGAAGGAACUUCUGUCAGAUUGGAUCCCUUAUUUCCCAUAAAAGGAUCCACACAGGGGAGAAACCAUACAAAUGUAUGCAGUGUGAAAAGAGUUUCCGAGAAUAUGGGUCCCUUAAUUCCCAUAAAAGGAUCCACACAGGGGAGAAACCGUAUAUAUGCACGGAAUGUGGAAAAGGUUUCAGUCAGAGCAGUUCCCUUAUUUCCCAUAAGAGAAUCCACACAGGGGAGAAACCCUAUCAAUGCACGGAGUGUGGAAAGAGUUUCAGUUUGAACAGUUCCCUUACCUCCCAUAAAAGGAUCCACACGGGAGAGAAACCAUAUAAAUGUAUAAACUGUGGAAAGAGCUUCACGGAUUCUAGUUCUCUUAUUUCCCAUAAAAGGAUCCACACUGGGGAGAAAGCUUACAAAUGUGUGGACUGUGGAAAGAGCUUCAGUAUGAAAAGUUCCCUUACUUCCCAUAAAAGGAUCCAUUCAGGGGAGAAACCGUAUCAGUGUGUGGAGUGUGGGAAGUGUUUCAGUCAGAACAGUUCCCUUACUUCCCAUAAACGGAUCCACUCCGGAGAGAAACCGUAUAAGUGUGUGGAGUGUGGGAAGAACUUUAGUCGAAGCAGUGACCUGUUUUCCCAUAAAAGGAUUCACAUAGUAGAGAAACCGUAUCAGUGCGUGGAGUGUGGAAAGAGCUUUAAGUGGAGCAGUAACCUUACUUCCCAUUCAAGGUUUCACACAGGGGAGAAACCAUAUAAAUGUCUGGAGUGUGGAAAGACCUUUAGUAUGAGCAGAUCCCUUACUUGCCAUAAAAGGUUACACAGCGGAGAAAAGCCAUUUACAUGCAUGGAAUGUGGAAAGAAUUUUAGUGAUUCAAGUUCACUUACUUCCCAUAAAAGAAUCCAUAUAGUAGAAAAACCAUAUCAAUGCAUGGAGUGUGGAAAGGCCUUCAGGUGGAGCAGCAACCUUGCCUGCCAUAAAAGGAUCCACACGGGGGAGAAACCAUAUAAAUGUGUGGAAUGCGGAAAGAGCUUCAGGAGAAGUGGCAACCUUUCUUCCCAUAGAAGGACCCAUACAAAGGAGAAACCCUAUAAAUGCACGGAGUGCGGGAAGAGCUUCAGUGAGAGCAGUUCUCUUUCGUCUCAUAAAAGAAUCCAUAUAGUAGAGAAACCCUAUAAAUGCACGGAGUGUGGAAAGUGCUUCAGGUGGAGCAGCAACCUUAGUUCUCAUAGAAGAAUCCAUAUGAGGGUGAACCCAUAUAAAUAUGUGGAAUUUGCAAAGACCUUAUCUCAAAGUCAUUUUACUUCACAACAGUUGGAUUGAUUAUGUUGUGUCGGUGGCGAUUCUUAGGAACGCAAAGAUUUUCUCCAUGACGAUCUAUCCCUAACCUGGUCUUUCAGGUCUUCCAACAGUGCACCCAUUGCUGUUGUCGUCGAGUCCAUCCCCCUUGCUGCUGGCCGUCCUCUUUCCUUCCACCUUUCCCAGCAUUAGAGCCUUUUCCAGAGAGCUGGGUGUUUGCAUAAUGUGUCCAAAGGAGGAUAAUUUGAACCUGGUCAUUUGUGUUUUGAGUGAGAACUCUGGGUUGGUUGGUUUGAUGAUCCAUCGGUUGAUUUUCUUGGCUGUCCAUGGUAUUCUCAGGAGUCUUCUCCAACACCAAAAUUAAAAAGUGUCAGUUUCACAUCGCUGAAUAAGCACAAAUGGAAGUCAUUUCACUCCUAGGUGUGGUUUAAUCUAGGAUGAGAGCUGCAGUUGUAUACUAAGAUCACAGUAGAAAAAAAAUGGGUCCAAGAGCUAAUCUAAGUUUCAUUUUACUUUGUUUGCUUUCAAUUCUAUUAAAAAUUAUUUCAGUUCAUUAGAUACUAAAGUUUCUAUUUCCAGAUCUUGUAUUUAAUCUUUAGCCUCUUCUGUCAUAUUAAAAAUUGACAUUUGCUUGCAA